Messenger RNA from Lycium ferocissimum, 2543 nucleotides. RefSeq names its product calcium-dependent protein kinase-like. Bases 390 to 2129 code for a protein of 579 amino acids. Gene Ontology annotation, molecular function: calmodulin binding; ATP binding; calcium/calmodulin-dependent protein kinase activity. Gene Ontology annotation, biological process: intracellular signal transduction; peptidyl-serine phosphorylation; protein autophosphorylation. The record is from RefSeq and is a predicted model, not a curated record. NCBI's taxonomy places the organism in Eukaryota, Viridiplantae, Streptophyta, Magnoliopsida, Solanales, Solanaceae. The transcript has 7 exons. Gene Ontology annotation, cellular component: cytoplasm; nucleus.
CGCUAAUUGAAAAAAACUGUUGACGAAAACAAGGGGUACGAAAAGGAAAGUUGAAACAGAAAAACAUGCACACGCAAUACGCAAACAAUAAACAGAGUUUAAUCCCCUUGGCAUUUUCUGAUCUGAGGAAUAACUCUGACACAACAUCCUGCAUUUUGCACUUUGCCACUCAAUAUCUCAAUUUGUGUCUUUCUUACAAUCCCAAAUCUUGAUUCAUGUGAUGUGAUCGAAAAAAGAUUGACAUAGUCAAAAUCUUUUCCUUCUCUUGUUUCUCCUAAACCAGCUAAUAAAACCCAAAUUAGUUUGAGUUGAUUUUAUCAAUUGUCUACAUUCAUUUCAUUCAAUUUGAAACUGUAUUCUAUUGUCAUAACAACAAAUUUCAGAUUGAAAUGGGUGGUUGUUUCAGCAAAAACAAAUAUACACAACAAGAUGGUAAAGGUUAUAGGCCAAGAACAAGAACAAGAACAAGAAGUACUGGUGCAUAUCAACAUUACCAACAUCCAGUUUAUUAUCAUCAUAACUAUCCAAGACCACCCCAAGAAAGACCCUAUAAGCCCCAACCACAACCACCACAACAACAACAAAAAAAACAACAAGUGACUACUGUGAAAAAUACUCAACCACAUAUUCAAGAACAAAGAAUAGAACAAGAUACAAUUUUGGGUAUGCCAUUUGAAGAUAUUAAAGGACACUACACACUUGGGAGAGAAUUGGGUAGGGGUCAAUAUGGAGUGAUUUACCUUUGUACUGAGAAUUCAACUAGGCAACAUUAUGCUUGUAAGUCUAUAUUAAAGAGGAAGCUUGUGAGUAAGAAAGAUAAGGAUGAUAUUAGAAGAGAGAUUCAAAUUAUGCAGCAUUUGAGUGGGCAACCAAAUAUGGUUGAAUUCAAAGGUGCUUAUGAAGACAAUUAUUCAGUGCACCUUGUAAUGGAACUUUGUGCUGGAGGAGAGUUGUUUGACAGAAUUAUUGCCAGGGGAUAUUACUCUGAAAAGGAUGCAGCUGAUAUUAUCAGACAGAUAGUCAAUGUUGUCUAUAUUUGUCAUUUCAUGGGAGUUAUGCAUAGAGAUCUCAAGCCAGAGAAUUUCUUAUUGACUAGUAAGGAUGAACAUGCAAUGCUCAAGGCUACUGAUUUUGGACUUUCUGUCUUCAUUGAAGAAGGUAAGGUGUACCGCGAUAUAAUUGGUAGUGCUUACUAUGUAGCUCCUGAAGUAUUGAGGCGAAAUUAUGGAAAAGAAGCGGAUGUAUGGAGUGCAGGUGUUAUUUUGUAUAUUAUACUUAGUGGUGUACCUCCAUUUUGGGAUGGUAAGGACAGAGAUAAAAACAUAAUAAGAUUCUGUACUAGGUGUUAUUUUCUGCACUUGUCUUUUAACAUGUCUUGCCAAAUCUUUUCAGAAACUGAAAAGGGAAUAUUCCAUGCUAUACUAAAAGGAGAAAUUGACUUUGAAAGUGAUCCAUGGCCAUCCAUAUCAAAUAGUGCCAAGGAUCUUGUUCGAAAAAUGCUAACACAAGAUGCGAAAAAAAGAAUCACAUCAGCAGAAGUUCUUGAACAUCCAUGGCUUCGAAGUGGAGAAGCAUCCGACAAGCCGAUAGACAGUGCAGUGCUCUCCAGAAUGAAGCAGUUCAGGGCAAUGAACAAGCUCAAGAAACUAGCACUGAAGGUCAUUGCAGAAAAUUUAUCUGAAGAAGAAAUUAAGGGUCUGAAAGCUAUGUUUGCAAACAUGGAUACAGACAAUAGUGGGACAAUCACUUAUGAAGAAUUAAAAUCAGGAUUGGCUCGCCUUGGAUCAAAGCUUUCAGAGGCUGAAGUUAAGCAACUUAUGGAAGCCGCUGAUGUGGAUGGAAAUGGAACGAUUGACUACAUUGAGUUUGUUACUGCAACAAUGCAUAGACAUCGACUUGAAAGGGAUGACCAUCUGUUCAAAGCUUUUCAGUAUUUUGACACGGACCAUAGCGGCUUCAUAACAAGAGACGAACUUGAAAGUGCUAUGAAGGAGUAUGGUAUGGGUGAUGAGGCCACCAUCAAGGAAAUUAUAGCAGAGGUGGACACAGACCAUGACGGUAGGAUCAAUUAUGAGGAGUUCUGUGCGAUGAUGAGGAGCGGAACACAACCACAAGAUAAACUCUUUUAGUUCCUUGAAACAGUAACCUUGCAAGCAGAGAUGUUCAGUAGCCAGCAUGAUAUAGAGAGCUGGGCUGCGAGAAGAGAAGAUUCAGAAAAGGCGGAAAAAGUAUUCUUGAUGUACUAGUUAUACCUGGUACCUCCAAUCUUUUUUUACUUGCUUUGACUACUUUGGAAAGCAGCGGAGUACAGGAAGCAUUUUGGUGUACAUCGAAUUUAAAGCAGAAUAAAAAAUUCAUAUAUUUAUAAUUUAUAUUCAUUCCGCCCCAAAAAGAAUGCAGUAUUACUAUUUGAGAAAUCAAACAGUCUUUCUUUUAUUAUGAUUUUUUCAAAUAAUUUUAAUAUUUUUAACAAUAAGAAAUUUGUGAUUUAUAGUACUUAAGAAAUCGAUGUCUGAAUAUAAAAUGAUAGCUAAAUGUGCUGA